Messenger RNA from Pistacia vera, 501 nucleotides. RefSeq lists its product as uncharacterized. Bases 1 to 501 code for a protein of 166 amino acids. NCBI's taxonomy places the organism in Eukaryota, Viridiplantae, Streptophyta, Magnoliopsida, Sapindales, Anacardiaceae. The record is from RefSeq and is a predicted model, not a curated record. The transcript has 2 exons.
AUGCAACAGAACUCAAAUAAAGUGGCCGCACUGGAAGCUGAGAACACUGCUAUCCGGACCGAAAAUGCCUCCAUCAGGGCCGAAAACCAGUCUCUGAAAGAGAAGUGGUACACCAAUCUCCCGAACGGUUCCAUCGACUCAUUCGAACAGCUCACCAACACCUUCGUGGAGCAAUUUGCCAGCAGCAAAAAACUCAAGAAACUAUCGGUCGACCUGUACAAAGUAUACCAGAGAAGGGGGGAGCUGCUGAGAGAGUACGUCAGCAGAUUCAACAAAGAAAAAAUUUCCAUUCCUUUCUACAACCCCGAGACAACCGUAGACGCCUUCAGGAAGGUUCUCCUCUCGGAUGGAGAAUUUUACAAAGAAGUGACGAAGCUUGGCUACACCACGAUGGAGGACGCCUUGGCCAGAGCUGUGAUUCAGAUAAGGUGGGAAGAAGAUGAGAUGAAUCGGGCAGUUCACGCUAGGUAUGACCCAAGGCGGAAUGAUAAGAGGCUAUAG